AUGUCCGGUAAGAAAGAACAUUCCAAUCCACAUCUCCCUUUCCCUCUACUAACAUCUCCAUCUUGCUCCCGCAAGCCCCACCAGUAGACUACUACGCAACCCUCGAAAUCCCCUCGACCGCAAACCCCCAACAAAUCCGCGACGCCUACAAAAAGGCCGCCCUGCGCCACCAUCCCGACCGCGUCCCCGCCGACUCCCCCGAACGCACCACCCGCACCAAGAAAUUCCAACAGAUCAACGACGCGUACUACACCCUCUCCGACGCGACGCGAAAGCGGGACUACGACGUCACGAGGAAUUCCUUCCAUGGGUUCCCGUCGUCACAGGAUGCUCCGGCGCAGGAUGCCGAUGAAGAAGUGCCGCGGCCGGAAGCCAACAGCGCUGGUGGGGGUGGGGGCUUCCCCUGGAGCGCGUUCGGGUUCGGCGGCGCGGCCAAGAAUGAGGAAGAUGCGAAUCGCUAUUCGAAUGAGCAGUUUGGGAGUGUGUUUGAGGAGAUGAUGCGUGAGGAGGGGAUGGCGGAUGAGGGGAAUCGGCCUACGAAAGUGUUCUGGUCCCUUGUGGGAGCCGCGAGCGGAGGCGCCAUGGGUUUCAUCGUCGCGAAUUUCCCGGGAGCGGUGGCGGGCGCUGUGGCAGGGAAUCGUCUGGGAGCGAUAAGGGACAAGAGGGGAAAGAGCGUGUAUAGCGUUUACCAGGAACUGGAACAGCCGGAGAAGAUGCGGUUGUUGUCGGAGUUGGCGCAGAAGGUCUUUGCGCAUGCGAUUAGUUGA
Messenger RNA from Lecanosticta acicola, 767 nucleotides. Lineage: Eukaryota; Fungi; Ascomycota; Dothideomycetes; Mycosphaerellales; Mycosphaerellaceae. The record is from the annotation of a GenBank genome assembly.